AUGCACUUCCAAUCCACAACGCUCUUCCUUGCCGCCGCUGUCAUCUUCCAGGGUGUUUCUGCGCAAUUUUGCACUGGCCCUCCCUCAGACUGCAAUUUUGAAGACUGCAGAAUCAAUUACGCUGAUCCAUGGGCGAUCUGCAAGUCAAAGGUUCGUUUUCACUGCAGAAGAGCUCUGCGGUUUGGCUUUAUAGCUGACUUGUAUCUAGUGCACACCGAAUUCAGGCCGAGAUGCCGCUGUUUCCUGCUGCUCCGGAUCGUUGUACUGUCCAGCAUGAAUAAGUACAGUACAAUGUAA
This is a messenger RNA of Colletotrichum costaricense, 297 nucleotides long. RefSeq lists its product as uncharacterized. The record is from RefSeq and is a predicted model, not a curated record. Bases 1 to 297 code for a protein of 98 amino acids. NCBI's taxonomy places the organism in Eukaryota, Fungi, Ascomycota, Sordariomycetes, Glomerellales, Glomerellaceae. The transcript is spliced from 2 exons.